UACUAGACACCUCUGUACUCUCUCUUAUAAAACAUAUCUCCUCACAUAUAAUUAUCCUCAGCAAAAGCAGAGAGAGUGAUGGCUUCUUUUUGCAGCGUACUUCUGACAAUUGUGUUCAUCUUCACUAUCAUUGCAUCAGUGACUAGAAUAUCCAGCAGUACAAGAACUUUCACCAUAGUAAAUUCCUGCAAGGAGACAAUAUGGCCAGGAAUAACACAUAGCGAGAACAUCAGUGGUGGUGGAAUUGAACUAAAACCAGGCAAAUCUACUGUUUAUACCGCUUCAUCUGGGUGGGGUGGACGCAUUUGGGCUCGAACCAGUUGCAAAUUCAACAAAAAUGGCAAUGGCACAUGCCAAACCGGUAGCUGUGGCAGCACCCUCAAUUGCACUGGCCCGAGUAGCCCUCCCACCUCCAUCGCCGAGUUUAACCUUGGAGAAAUCGAUUAUUAUGAUGUUAGCCUUGUAGAUGGUUUUAACUUGCCUGUGAUGGUUAAAGCUUUUAAUGGUACAGGCAAUUGUAGCACUGCUGGCUGUGAUGGAGAUAUGAGGCAAAAUUGCCCAUCAGAUCUUACCCUUAAGGCCAAAGGGAAGGUCAUAGCUUGCCGAAGUGCGUGUGAUGUGUACAAGACUGAUGAGUAUUGUUGUAGAGGAAAGUAUGGAAAGCCUGACACAUGUUUACCUUCAAACUAUUCCAAGAGUUUCAAACAAGUAUGCCCGGCUGCAUACAGCUACGCAUAUGAUGAUCCUACUAGUGUCAUAACUUGCUCUGGAGCAAACUACGUUGUAGCCUUCUGUGCAACAAGGAAUCAAACGGUAUGCUCUUAUCAUGAUAAUCAACUUUUCUGUAAUCAAUCAAAGGGCUUAAAAGUAGUCCCUCACAGAUGGUGGGUUGCGGUGCUUGCUAUACCCUUGAUGUUAAAAUUAUGCGUAAUGUUCUAGCAAAUUCUAUAUAAUGUUCCAUAAUCUAAAACUCUACUCAAUCUUACUUUGUUUUUA
Messenger RNA from Quercus robur (English oak), 996 nucleotides. Its product is annotated as pathogenesis-related thaumatin-like protein 3.5. Gene Ontology annotation, cellular component: extracellular region. Bases 79 to 939 code for a protein of 286 amino acids. Lineage: Eukaryota; Viridiplantae; Streptophyta; Magnoliopsida; Fagales; Fagaceae. Gene Ontology annotation, biological process: defense response. The record is from RefSeq and is a predicted model, not a curated record. The transcript is spliced from 3 exons.